CGUGUCCCCGCGGCUCCCGGGCACGGCCGCCCUGAGGGCAGCUGCCCCGGCAUCCCCCGCUCCCCUCGCCGGGCCGUUACUCGCCGUUGGCAGAAGCCGCCGCCGCUGCCGGGAGGCCGCCGGGAGCGGCGGCACGUGCCCGGCCCGGCCUGUGCCGCAGCGGGGCCCGGCGGGGCGCGGCCCCGAGGGCUGCCGGCUACCCCGGCAGAGGAACGCUGUCUCCUUCCGCUCCCCCGGAUUAUGCGCCCGGACGAUGCCAACAUCGCUGGGAAUGUCCACGGGGGAACCAUCCUGAAGAUGAUUGAGGAGGCGGGAGCCAUCAUCAGUACCCGUCACUGCAACUCCCAGGCCGGAGAGCCCUGCGUGGCUGCACUGGCACGGGUGGAGCGGACAGACUUUCUCUCACCAAUGUGCAUCGGCGAGGUGGCCAAUGUCAGUGCCGAGAUCACCUACACCUCCCGGCACUCCGUGGAGGUCCAGGUCAACGUCAUGUCUGAAAACAUUUUAACAGGGGCAAAGAAGUUGACAAACAAGGCGACGCUGUGGUAUGUGCCUCUGUCCCUGAAGAACGUGAAUAAGGUCCUUGAGGUUCCCCCCAUCCAGUACACGAGAAAGGAGCAGGAGGACGAGGGGAAGAAGCGUUAUGAGGAGCAAAAGCUGGAUCGGCUGGAAACUAAGCAGAGAAAUGGUGACGUGAUCUUCCCCAUCAUCAACCCAGACAGGCAGACAAAAGAGCCACACACCGUUGGCUACAGCCAGUCCAGCCUGAUCCACCUGGUGGGCCCAUCAGACUGCACGCUGCUGGGCUUCGUGCACGGAGGUGUCACCAUGAAGCUCAUGGAUGAGGUUGCUGGGAUUGUGGCUGCCCGCCACUGCAAGACCAACAUUGUCACCGCCUCGGUGGAUGCCAUCAACUUCCAUGAGAAGAUCAAAAAAGGCUGUGUCAUCACCAUCUCGGGGCGCAUGACCUUCACAAGCAAUAAAUCCAUGGAAAUUGAAGUCUUUGUGGAUGCCGACCCGUUUGUGGAUGAGCCUCGGGAGCGGUACCGUGCCGUCAGCGCCUUCUUCACCUAUGUGUCCCUGAGCAAGGAGGGGAAGCCCCUGCCUGUCCCGCAGCUGCUGACAGAGACGGAGGAUGAGAAGCGGCGCUUUGAGGAAGGGAAGGGCAGGUACCUGCAGACCAAAGCCAAGCGGCAGGCGCAGAUGCAGCAGGCUGCCCAGCAGUGACCUGCCCUCCACUCUUGCUGCCAGCGCCUGCCAGGUUGUUCCCGUUUGUGUUGUGUCUGGUCCGUGCCUCCACUCGCCCCUGCCGCCGCUGGCACCGCUGCUUCGCUGCUGGUGGGCUCAGCACUGCACACCUCGUGCUUCAGGUGGCACUGAGAGCCCCUGGGAGCCUACCCAGGGGCUUGCCAUCUGCCUCCGGAGCUGUUGUUACUGUUUGACUCCCCAUGCCAGAGUGGGAUGGAGGCGUGCGGCGGCCCAGGGGGCGUGUGGGGCUGCGAGUCCUUGUGCUGCCAUGUUCAACUCGCUGGUUUGUCCUACCAUGCACACCAAAGCUUUCGCAAGUGCGGUGCUGGGACCGCACUGAAUGUCUGUGACAUCUCUAAGUAGUUCUCUGUGCACAUCUAAGUUAUUUAAGGAAACCUGUGGCAUUAAUAAAGUCUGUUUCAUUGACUGGAAUAAAA
This is a messenger RNA of Pipra filicauda (Wire-tailed manakin), 1685 nucleotides long. It is a transcript of the gene ACOT7, whose product is annotated as acyl-CoA thioesterase 7. NCBI's taxonomy places the organism in Eukaryota, Metazoa, Chordata, Aves, Passeriformes, Pipridae. Bases 241 to 1227 code for a protein of 328 amino acids. Gene Ontology annotation, cellular component: extracellular exosome; nucleoplasm; cytosol. Gene Ontology annotation, biological process: acyl-CoA metabolic process; palmitic acid biosynthetic process. Gene Ontology annotation, molecular function: long-chain fatty acyl-CoA binding. The record is from RefSeq and is a predicted model, not a curated record. The transcript has 10 exons.